AUGAGGAUGUUGGAAGAAUCAGAUACAUGCUUUCAUGGCAUCCUCCCCACUUUACCAGCGUACUCUCUUGGCAAAGUUUACUUGAGUGUUGUCUUUGGGAAACCUGAUAAUAACAGUAAGGAAAAGAUAGAGUUCGAGGUAGUAAAUUGGGAAUCACAAUACCAUGUUAUACUCGGGAGACCAGCUUAUGCCAAGUUCAUGGUUGUGCCACAUUAUGCUUAUAUCAAGCUCAAGAUGCCAGAUAACUGUGACCGCAAGUUUCAGAGGAUUGCUGCCAAGUUCGGGAUAAAGCAAGAAGCUGUCGACUUCCCUCCUAAGCCUUUGGCACUUAAAGAUAAAGAGAAUGAGAGCAUUAAGAAAUUGAAAAAGAAACCGGAUGACCCUAUUCUGGAAGCUUCAGCAGUUGGGCCUUCGGCAGCUGAUAGCAAGGCCUCUGCCGAAGACAGUAAAACUCCAGCACUUGCUGCAAGUACUUCUGAUGGAAUUAUCGACGCCUCCAAAGCCACCAGCUCCCUAGACAAGAUUGAAGAUAAGAAGAACCCUCCUCUUGUUUAA
Molecule: messenger RNA, 555 nt
Organism: Lolium perenne
Lineage: Eukaryota; Viridiplantae; Streptophyta; Magnoliopsida; Poales; Poaceae
Source: RefSeq, a predicted model, not a curated record